GAUCUCGAAGGUCACUACGUUGGUCCGGCCUCGGGGGUCUCCUUUCUGGCCUGUGUGCGGAAGCGCCUCCGGUCUAGUGAGGGCUCGGAAUCCGCCUUCACAUUUGGCGACGCGCCGCUGCCGGAGUACGACGACCCCACGCCCUCCGUCAUGCUCUCUGUCGAAGAGAGCACCGUCCUGUUCCGGCGGUUCUUCGAAUUUACCGUGCCUAUCGAUCGAAUCGUCCACCAGCCGAUGGUCGAGGAGUGGCUUCGCGAGUUCCACGAGACAAUGGGCUCCAUGCGACAGGCCGUGGAUGCCCCCGCCCGGCGCGCCGUCCUCUGGAUGAUCUUUGCGAUGGCGCAGGAGCAUCUCAAUCAAGCUCCGCUCUCGAACGGUGAAGACAGAAGCAUCCGGUUCUUCCUCGCCGCCGACUAUCAGCUCGCCAGAGAACGGGCUACUGUUUCCCUGGCCAGCGUGCAGGCGCGUCUCUACCAAUGCUUCUGGCUGCUGGCGCGGUCCCGAGUCAAUCAUUGCUGGAGUCUCUUCGGCACCACUGCUCGCCUUGCGCUGGCGUUAGGGCUGCACCGGAAGCGCAUCAUCAACCCCCCCGCGGAUAGUCCGGCGAGCCGGAUCACUCUCGACUGCCGCCGUCGCACCUUCUGGACCGCCUAUUGCCUGGACAUUCAUCUCUGUCUGACCCUGGGCCGACCGCGCAUCUUCCACGAUGAAGACAUUGACCAGGAGCUGCCCGCGGAACACAGCCUCGUCGAGGAGCCCGUCGACCUCCAACCCACGGUGCCCACGGUGCCUACGGGCUACUCGGUGAUGAUUGCGCCGGUCCUAUACUACAGACUUCAUCGAAUCCUCGGACUAAUCUUGCGCCACCUCUAUGCGAUCCGCCCCAUCUCCUUGGCCGACCAAUGCCGUCUGGCCAAAGAGUUUUCGGACCGGCUGUCGCAGUGGCGUCACGACUUGCCGGGAUUUCUGCAGUUGCACAGCGGGAGCGCGCUGCCGCAGCUGCCCAUCCUGCAACGACAGCGAGACGUCCUGAACCUGACCUACUGGCAUGCGGUCAUCCUCACCAAUCGGCCGCUGCUGCUGACCAACUUUGUAACCGGGCGGGACGGUGGUGGCGGCGGUGGUGUGGUGGUAAACGAUGGGAUUAGCAAGUGCUUGCAGGCGGCGCUGUGCAUCGCCGACCGUAUCUAUUACAUGUUUCAGACGAGCGCAAUGUACCGAUCGUUCUGGGCCACCUGCUACUAUGCCUUCACGGCUGCGACGGUGCUGUUCGUGCACACGAUCCAGCAGGCGCCUGCCCCGGUCGAGGUCUACUAUCAGCACCUCAACGCGGCGACGCGAUGCUGCGAACAGCUGACGCGGUUUGUGCACGACAGCCCCUUGGUGGCUCAGUACGUGGCCGUGCUGGAGGAACUCCGUCAGGAGGGGCUGCGCCUGAUCGAGCGCCAUGCCAACAAUAAUGCCCCGAAGAGGGUCCCCGUUGCGCCUGACCCGGUCGACAUGACUAUCGCCGACUACGCCAUGCUGCUGGGGAUCUCAGUUCCGUGCCUCGAAGCCUUUGACGCUGGGGAGCUCAGCAGCGGUGCUGCCGCCGAGCCGGCGACCUGGAUGGAGUUCGAUGCCCUGGUGAGCUUGCCGCCUCCGUUUCGCACAAUUCUCGUUCGCAACCCUAACAGCUGGAUUCUUUAG
Messenger RNA from Aspergillus japonicus CBS 114.51, 1689 nucleotides. RefSeq names its product fungal specific transcription factor domain-containing protein. Lineage: Eukaryota; Fungi; Ascomycota; Eurotiomycetes; Eurotiales; Aspergillaceae. The transcript has 4 exons. Gene Ontology annotation, cellular component: nucleus. The record is from RefSeq and is a predicted model, not a curated record. The annotation marks the transcript as partial. Gene Ontology annotation, molecular function: zinc ion binding; sequence-specific DNA binding. Gene Ontology annotation, biological process: DNA-templated transcription; positive regulation of transcription by RNA polymerase II.